Messenger RNA from Caenorhabditis auriculariae, 2737 nucleotides. NCBI's taxonomy places the organism in Eukaryota, Metazoa, Nematoda, Chromadorea, Rhabditida, Rhabditidae. The record is from the annotation of a GenBank genome assembly.
AUGCUCCGUUGUUUCUGUACUAUUCGGUCGUUUUCCUGUUCAAUAUCAAGAUUUUCAAAUGAAAAAAGUUGUUUGCCUUCUCCUGUUCUUGUGAAUAAGUUUUCGAAAAAGAGAUGGCAGAGAGAAAAACUGGCUCAAGUAACCUCAGAAGUUAAGGUAUACUUUGAUUUUUUUUUUAAAUCAAUGGCGUACUGUUUACAGUUAUAUGCGGAUGUUUUUGGAAGGGAAGAAAUCGAAAACAUAUCGGACGCUCUGUACAAGGAGAUGAUGUCGAUCGCCGACUGGAGACAGCGGCGGCAAUGCUUACUCGAUCAUCAACGCUUGAAAAGAUCUUUCAAACUAAAGACUCAAGACUCUCAGCUUGUAUGAUCCUUCCAUGUUUUCAUUGAUUAACAUAACUUUUCAAGGUGUCAGAGGUCAACCAGCGCAAGCACGUCGAGGGAGAGAUGACGUACGCCAGACAUUUUCACUCUCUUCUCGAUAUUUAUGGAGCUGAGUUCCGCAGUACGUUUCAGAUUUCAAUCAUACUUUAACCCGCAAUAAAGUGAACUUUUUCGGUGCAUUCCGCGUUGGAACUGGCGGGGGGCGGGGGGUGCACUUCUGGGGAAACCGGUCGAAAAUAAAAAGCUUUGAGCUACCUUAACAGCCUAGGAUGAAACUGUAGGAAAUGAUGAAAUUGGGGAACAAAAUACUUCGAAAUCGUGUACGGAUUAAGUGCCUUUAUAGGAAUUUAAAGGUGUCCAUCCCUGGCUACACUGCGGGGUGCACCGAGAGUUCGACCCGGGGUGCACCGUAAAUUAUGUUAGACUAUUUAAUUUGUUCAGAGCAAAUUGACAAAAUGUACGGAGCUCGGCUCCUGAGAGAAGACGUCCCGUCGUUACUUAUCGACUGCCGUUUUCUUCGCGAUUUCUCGAGACCAACUCAACAGUUUUACUUGCAGUACGCUUUUUUCUUUUUCUUUAAUGAAAAAACAGGAAUUUACAGGCAAAUGCAGGCUUUACACGAGUGGAACUGGUUCUCUAGAAGACCUUUCGAACUUCAUUUCGUGAACUUUCGUCCUGAUCCCGAGAUGGCAGAAAUGUCCCAGAGGUAUUUUUUUUUCCUAACAAGGAAGGCCAUUCAACUCUGAAAUUUGGCCAUGUUACUGUUUGUCGUAACAAAAGAAGAUCCUGAAAGUCUCAACCUGUAUAAAGUCCUAGUUUAUGAGGAAGAACACCUCAAAGUCGAACAAAUUUAAAAUCUGUCCAAUUAGGUAAAUUUGGGGCUUUGGUCCCUAUUUCUCAAAAACCAGGCAGUUAUGUAGUUUUCUGGUACAUCAAAUAGUGUUUGGGCCAAUUUUCAAGAAAAUCUCUCUUUCCUAUUUUUUGAGAAAGAACACGUAGAAGUUAAAGAAAAUCCUUAAACUCUGUUGAAAUAGGUCAUUUUGGGGCUUUGGGUCCUCAGAACCCGGGAGUUAUGUAGACUAGAACUUUCAGAAUAGUUUUCUAGGUGUUUGGGCCAAUUUUCAAGAAAAUCCCAACCGCAAAGUGAAAUGACCUCCCUUGUAAGCUUCCCCGAUUUUUAUGAAGCCUCUGACAGAUUUUUUUCAAAUUUUGAAUAGUCGAAAUAGGCAGGAGAAUUUUCUCUGUUGAUAUGGGACAUAGAAAUUGAUAGUUCUAUAAAUUGAUUUUUUUUUACUAUUUGAAGAAGAAUUUUUUCAAUCCUUUCAUUUUCAGGGUUCUCAAGUUCUUCUACGGCCAUCUGAAUCCGGCAACAAAUGAGUUUCUCCCAACACACCCACUGACUCCGACCCUCACUACGCGCAGAAUAAAAGAAGUCGUUCAGGAGAAAGGUCAGCCGGAGUCGUUUCCUUUCAAGGAAGGACCUUUAAGAUGACAUCAUGUACAUUUCCCCGCGUGCAAGACGUUCCUUACCAGACGUCGUGCCUCCGAACGUCAGAAACUUCGUCUUGUGUCUCACCAACGACUUCAGUCCCGUGACGAGCAGCUGCACCGCGGCCCUGGCCGAGUCUCUUCCGACUUAUCGCAUCCCGAUUCAUCGCUUCACGAGGUCUGUUUUUUCUUUGAAAGACUCUGAGAAAGUGUGCGGUGCACCCCGCACUGUACCCCGUUUAGCUUUGAAUGCCUAUUAAGGUACUUAUUCCGUACAUUUUUUUGAAGUGGUUUGUUUCCCAAUAUCACCAUUUUCUACAGUAUCACCUGAGGCUGCUACAAUAGCUCAAAAAAACUUUUAAUUUCCGACGGGUUUCCCCAGGGGUUCACCCCAUCCAGUUCCGGGGUGCACCGAAAAAAUCAACGAAAAGUUCGCUUUUUUCGAGGUUACACUCUCAUUUUUGUCAGGGGAGAUGCGUCAAGGCUCUUCUGUUAUUUUGUCUUUUAGGAGGGGAAAAUAAAUUUCAACAUUUAGCGGAAAGAAUCUUGUAAUUAACCGCUUUCUCAAAUUUUCAAUCAUGUUAUUUCGGUACGUUUCAGGUCUUCGACUAUAAAUCCAAAAAUCAAUUAUUCCAUUCUCAAUGAAUAUGCAAAUGGAUCCAACAUCGAAAAAUGCGUGAAGAAUAAUGUAAGUUUUCGUCUCAAAUCCGUAUUCCACAUAUUCAUUCAGCUUAUAACCAUGGAGAAAUUUUCGGGAGGAACAGUUCCUUUUCGUAAAAAACAAGAGGUUCCUAAUUUCAAUGAUUUCUGUUUCACCAGCAUUUUUUGAGGAUUUUUCGCAAAUGAUGGAGAAGCUGAACAGUUGA